Messenger RNA from Gastrolobium bilobum, 1578 nucleotides. RefSeq names its product probable polygalacturonase. Lineage: Eukaryota; Viridiplantae; Streptophyta; Magnoliopsida; Fabales; Fabaceae. The transcript is spliced from 6 exons. The record is from RefSeq and is a predicted model, not a curated record. Gene Ontology annotation, molecular function: polygalacturonase activity. Bases 1 to 1491 code for a protein of 496 amino acids. Gene Ontology annotation, biological process: carbohydrate metabolic process.
AUGUCGUCCAAUAUCACUAGGUGCAUGAAUGAGGCAGCAAAGCGGAUCAUGUGGGAGUGCAUUGUGGAAAGGAACAACAGCAUUGAGAUUCCAGAUUGUUCUCUCUCAAUUUUGUGGAGUAAUCAACGGCAAGUGUUGUUGUUUUUGCUGCUGGCUUUGAGCAACAACGAAGUAAGAGUAAAUGGUGAUGGUGGUGGUUGGCAAUGUGAAUUUAAUGGGACACUAAAACCAAGACCACACAGUGUCUCCAUUUUGGAGUUUGGUGCAGUUGGGGAUGGUAAAACAUUGAACACUAUUGCAUUCCAGAAUGCUGUCUUCUAUCUCAAGUCAUUUGCUGACAAGGGCGGAGCUCAGCUAUAUGUACCACCGGGUACAUGGCUCACUCAAAGUUUCAAUCUUACUAGCCACCUUACCCUCUUUUUGGAAAAAGGUGCUGUCAUUAUUGGAUCUCAGGAUCCAUUUCACUGGGAAGUUGUUGAUCCCUUGCCUUCUUAUGGCCGAGGAAUCGAAGUUCCUGGGGGAAGAUAUCAGAGCUUGAUAAAUGGAUACAUGUUACAUGAUGUGGUCAUAACAGGUAAUAAUGGAACCAUUGAUGGCAUGGGAUUGGCUUGGUGGGAAUUGUUUGGCUCUCAUUCCCUGAACUACAGCCGUCCUCAUCUGAUUGAAUUAGUGGCAUCUAAUUAUGUGGUAGUUUCAAAUCUUACAUUCUUGAACGCCCCUGCAUAUAGCAUCCACCCAGUUUAUUGCAGCAAUGUACAAAUUCAAAACAUUUCAAUCUCUGCUCCUCCAGAAUCCCCAUAUACUGUUGGGAUAGUACCAGAUUCUUCUGAUCAUGUUUGUAUAGAGGAUUGUAUCAUUGCCAUGGGCUAUGAUGCAAUUGCCCUCAAAAGUGGCUGGGAUGAGUAUGGCAUUGCUUAUGGAAGGCCCACUGAGAAUGUACAUAUCAGAAGGGUGCAUCUUCAAGCAUCUUCUGGAUCUACUAUUGCAUUUGGCAGUGACAUGUCUGGUGGCAUUUCAAAUGUUCUUGUGGAGCAUGCUCAUCUUUACAACUCAAAAAGUGGCAUCGAGUUCAGAACAGCCAAGGGAAGAGGUGGUUAUAUGAAGGAUAUUGUUAUAUCAGACAUAGAAAUGGAGAAUAUCUACACAGCAAUCUCAGCCAAAGGUGCUUGUGGGUCUCAUCCUGAUGACAAAUUUGAUCCAAAUGCUCUCCCACUUUUGGAUCACAUUAUUUUGCAAGACAUGACUGCCACAAACAUCACUGUUGCUGGAAGCUUUGCUGGACUACAAGAAUCUCCCUUCACUAAUAUAUGCCUUUCCAAUAUAACCUUUUCUUUAAAUUAUGUUUCUCCCAUUACUUGGGAAUGCUCAAAUGUCUCUGGAUUUUCAGACUCUGUUCUCCCCAAACCCUGUCCUGACCUUGAGACUCCUUCAGAUUAUUCCUCUUCCUGUCUCUCCCUGAUGAGUAUUAAUGGACAAGCUGCAGUCCUGUGAUAAUCCUUUAUCAACAAAAGGUUCAUAUACUUGAGUUCCCUGUUUCAUGUUUGAUGAAAAAAGUGAAUAGCCAUUUUCUAUCUCAGA